CGGAAGUUUGCACAAAUGACAUUAAGAAGAUUUGGUGUUGGGCAAAAGUCUUUGGAAGCACAAAUUCUUGAGAAAAUUAAAGAUCUUCAAGAUGCAUUCAAACGAGAAAAGGCUAUAUAAUUCAUUUCCAAAAUUAGUGAGACAUCUGCCAGGCCCACAUAAUGAUCUAUUUGCCUCAAUGAAAAGUUUAGAGGACCUUUUCCAAAAGAACAUCAAGCAGCACCAGGAGAGUUUGAACCCAACAGAACAAAGGGAUUUCAUUGACUGCUUCCUUUUACAAAUGCAAAAGGCUGCUCCUAACUCUAGUUUUGAUGACCAAAAUCUGCUGUAUACAUCAUUGGAUCUUUUCUUUGCUGGAUCUGAGACGACAGCUACCACAUUACUUUGGGCACUGCUGUACAUGGCAGGGUAUCCAGACAUUCAAGAGAAAGUCCAUGAUGAGAUUGUGAGUGUAAUUGGCCAGCAAGAUCCUGUGAUGGAUGAUCGAAUCAAUCUUCCUUACACCAAUGCAGUUGUUCAUGAAAUACAGCGAAAAGGCAUCUUAGUCCCAUUUACUCUUCACAGGGAAACUACUCGAGAUACAACAGUGGGAAAAUACUUCAUACCAAAGGGCACACAAGUAACUGCAAACCUCUACUCAGUGUUGAUGGACAAAUCAGAAUGGGAAACACCUGAGGAAUUUAAUCCUGAACACUUCCCGGACAAAAAUUGGAAAUUUGUGAGAAAAGAAGCAUUUUUCCCUUUCUCUGGAGGAAAACGCAACUGCAUGGAAGAACCACUGGCUAGAAUGCAAUUGUUCCUUUUCUUCACUUCUUUAAUGCAGAAGUUCAAAUUUGUUUUUCCUGUGGGUGUCAAGCCAAGUUUUGAUGCUGUAAUGCAUCUAUUACGUAGCCCUCAGCCAUACAAGAUAUGCGCAGUUCCACGCUGAACCAAGGGAGCAGUAGUAUCUAUUGUAUGACACAAUACCUUGGCUCCUUGGACCAGCUUUCUAUCUCUCCUCUUUGCAACUCUGAAUCCUCUUUAACUCAAGAUCACUAAGAAAUCUCCCCUUUAAAAUCAAUGUUUCAAUAAAUGUGUUAUGCUGUGGAAACAUGAGGAAAGGAAGCAUUCAUUUGUAAAGAAGAUCAGAACAUUCUCUCGAUUUAAUACUUCUGAAGUAACUAAGUAUUUCUUUCUGGGUCAGCUCUUCCUGCUAAUCAAGGCUAAGAACAACCAUCUAACUUCUCUUUAGUCUCUCCCCCACAUCUUUCCAUCCAACAACUGUUCAUUGACAGCAUCAUCUGAAGGCAUAAGCCAGUUUUUGCGUAGAAGCCCAUGACACAUUACAAUAUCUCUUUCUUUUUAAAUCUUUUUAUUAAAUUAGUACACAAAAGGUAAACCAUAUAGGCGCUGAUACACAGUUGCAAUAUAACUUUACAAGAAAUAUUAAUACACAAAAAAGUUAGUACAAGCAGUGCAGUUUA
This is a messenger RNA of Mobula hypostoma (lesser devil ray), 1463 nucleotides long. Its product is annotated as cytochrome P450 2J2-like. The coding region runs from base 92 to 928 and encodes 278 amino acids. Gene Ontology annotation, cellular component: cytoplasm; intracellular membrane-bounded organelle. The transcript is spliced from 6 exons. Gene Ontology annotation, biological process: xenobiotic metabolic process. Lineage: Eukaryota; Metazoa; Chordata; Chondrichthyes; Myliobatiformes; Myliobatidae. The record is from RefSeq and is a predicted model, not a curated record. Gene Ontology annotation, molecular function: iron ion binding; heme binding; oxidoreductase activity, acting on paired donors, with incorporation or reduction of molecular oxygen, reduced flavin or flavoprotein as one donor, and incorporation of one atom of oxygen.